UAAGGAAGUUAUUGUUAUUGUACUGUCUUCGCCGCUACAUUAUUUUCUUUUCUUUACAAAACAGAAACUCAUCUUGCUUUAUUCUUGGACUAAUAAGGGGACAAAAACAAAAUGUCUUUAUUGGAGCAGCAGCAGGGUUGGAACGCGGCCCCGCGGUGGGAGAUGAACCGCUAUACCACCAUGAGGCAGCUGGGGGACGGGACCUUCGGCAGCGUGCUCAUGGGCAAGAGCAACGAAUCUGGAGAACUGGUGGCCAUCAAGAGGAUGAAGAGGAAGUUCUACUCGUGGGAUGAGUGUAUGAACUUACGAGAAGUCAAGUCUCUGAAGAAGUUGAGCCAUGCCAACGUCGUGAAGCUGAAGGAGGUGAUCCGAGAGAAUGACCAUCUCUACUUUGUCUUUGAGUACAUGAAGGAAAACCUCUACCAGCUGAUGAAGGACAGAGAAGACGGGAUGUUUUCUGAGAAUGAAAUAAGAAACAUAAUUUUCCAAGUUCUGACUGGCUUAGCGUUUGUACAUAAAACAUGUGUGUCAAUACGCUCUGUCUCUCCAGGUUACUUCCACCGUGACAUUAAACCAGAGAACCUGCUCUGUAUGGGUCCAGAGCUGGUGAAGAUAGCUGACUUUGGGUUGGCCAGAGAGAUACGCUCCCAGCCUCCCUACACUGAAUACGUCUCAACUAGAUGGUACCGCGCCCCUGAGGUUCUCCUGAGGUCCCAGUCCUAUAGCUCUCCUAUAGACAUCUGGGCAGUGGGCUGCAUCAUGGCAGAGCUCUACACACUCAGACCUCUGUUUCCUGGAAACAGCGAGGUGGACGAGAUCUUCAAGAUCUGCCAGGUGCUGGGCACCAUGAAGAAGAUGGACUGGCCCGAGGGCUACAACCUAGCAGCCUCGAUGAACUUUCGUUUCCCCCAGUGUGUCCCGACCAGCCUGCGUUUGCUGGUCCCCAACGCCUCCAAUGAGGCCCUGGUUCUGAUGAGGGACAUGCUGCAGUGGAACCCUCAGAAGAGACCCACUGCCAUACAGGCUCUGAGGUACCUGUACUUCCAGGUGGGCCAGGCGUUGGGUCCUCCACCUCAGUACCUGGAGGAGCACAAAGCCCAGAGCAGGACCGCAGCAGCUCAGCAGGCCUCCUCUACAGAGCCCAAACCUCUCCCCCUCUGCAAGGCCGACCUCCAGACCAUCUUAGAGACCCAGCCCCAGCCAACCCAGGGACAGGGCAGGGUUCAGCACCACCAGCCCCUCCAGCAGAUCCACCAGCCUCAACACAACACAGAUCAUCACAGACACUCCAACACAGACUGGGAUGGACACAGCCAGCCAUCCCCACUCAGCCUGGUCAAACACAGCCAGCCAUCCCCACUCAGCCUGGUCAAACACACCCAGCCACAGGUCAGUGGUGUAGCCAGCCAUCCCCACUCAGCCUGGUCAAACACCCAGCCACAGGUCAGUGGUGUAGCCAGCCAUCCCCACUCAGCCUGGUCAAACACACCCAGCCAUCCCCACUCAGCCUGGUCAAACACACCCAGCCACAGGUCAGUGGUGUAGCCAGCCAUCCCCACUCAGCCUGGUCAAACACCCAGCCACAGGUCAGUGGUGUAGCCAGCCAUCCCCACUCAGCCUGGUCAAACACACCCAGCCAUCCCCACUCAGCCUGGUCAAACACACCCAGCCACAGGUCAGUGGUGUAGCCAGCCAUCCCCACUCAGCCUGGUCAAACACACCCAGCCACAGGUCAGUGGUGUAGCCAGCCAUCCCCACUCAGCCUGGUCAAACACACCCAGCCAUCCCCACUCAGCCUGGUCAAACACACCCAGCCACAGGUCAGUGGUGUAGCCAGCCAUCCCCACUCAGCCUGGUCAAACACACCCAGCCACAGGUCAGUGGUGUAGCCAGCCAUCCCCACU
This is a messenger RNA of Oncorhynchus masou masou (cherry salmon), 1904 nucleotides long. Its product is annotated as serine/threonine-protein kinase MAK-like. Bases 112 to 1545 code for a protein of 477 amino acids. The record is from RefSeq and is a predicted model, not a curated record. The transcript is spliced from 9 exons. Gene Ontology annotation, biological process: intracellular signal transduction; protein phosphorylation; intraciliary transport. Gene Ontology annotation, molecular function: ATP binding; protein serine/threonine kinase activity. Gene Ontology annotation, cellular component: nucleus; cilium; cytoplasm. NCBI's taxonomy places the organism in Eukaryota, Metazoa, Chordata, Actinopteri, Salmoniformes, Salmonidae.